Molecule: messenger RNA, 1307 nt
Organism: Vitis riparia (riverbank grape)
Lineage: Eukaryota; Viridiplantae; Streptophyta; Magnoliopsida; Vitales; Vitaceae
Product: beta carbonic anhydrase 5, chloroplastic-like
Exons: 9
Coding region: 175-1101 (308 amino acids)
Biological process (GO): carbon utilization
Molecular function (GO): carbonate dehydratase activity; zinc ion binding
Source: RefSeq, a predicted model, not a curated record
GUUUCUCCGUCAUUACUGGAGACAAAAACAAGUGUUUUGAUUCAACCAACACCAAGACACCCACCACCUCCUUCCUCCCUAAACUUUUUAUAUGCUCCAAAUGACUGUAAAUCCUUACCACUUUCCUCUUGUUUUCAACACUCCAAAACAGCCCUUUCACCUCACCUCUCUCCGAUGGCCUUCUCAUCCUCCUCUCUCUCACCUCUCCCCUCCAUUUCCUCCAUUGAUCAGCCCACAAGACCUUCAACAACAAGAUCUACUAUCUUUGGUUCCAAGCCGAAACUGAGCGUAAUUGAGCAGACCCAUGUGACCAAUUUGGCUUCUUUGAACAGCAGUCAAUCUCUGAGAUUAAAAGCUUCAAGAGAGUCUCCAGGAGUGACUCAGGAACUUAAAAGCAACAGACUGGAGAGUAUAGCAGAAAUUGAAAACAGAUAUGAUGUCUUCGAUGAAAUGAAACAUCGGUUUUUAAGUUUCAAAAAGCACAAAUAUUUGGAAAAUUUAGAAUGCUUUCAAAAUCUGGCCAUAGCUCAGGCACCGAAGUUCAUGGUUAUUGCUUGUGCUGAUUCUAGAGUUUGUCCCUCCAAGAUCCUGGGAUUUGAACCAGGAGAAGCUUUUAUGGUUCGAAACGUGGCAAAUCUGGUGCCUCUGUAUGAGAAUGGACCCACAGAAACAAAUGCUGCUCUUGAGUUUGCUGUAAAUACUCUUGAGGUUGAAAAUAUUCUAGUCAUUGGCCACAGCUGCUGUGGGGGAAUUCGUGCCCUUAUGGGUAUGGAAGAAGAAGUAGACUCAAGUAGCUUCAUUAAAAGUUGGGUUAUUGUUGGGAAGAAUGCAAAGUUAAGAACCAAGGCUACUGCUUCCAAACUUAGCUUUGAUCAGCAGUGCAGAAACUGUGAAAAGGAAUCCAUCAACUGUUCAUUGUUGAACCUUCUCACUUACCCAUGGAUUAAAGAACGAGUGGAAAGAGGAAUGCUUUCAAUUCAUGGUGGCUACUACGACUUUGUCAACUGUACUUUUGAGAAAUGGACUCUGGACUACAAGGGGAGUAGUACAAAUGAGGAAAGUGGCAGAUACCUGGUCAAGGACAGAGUAUUUUGGGCCUGAAUUUUGCUUUGAUCUUCCCAUUCCCCCUUUCAGUCUGUUUGUUUUUAUUUGUCUAUUUAUUUACAUUUCCUUCUUCUGGUAAGUGCAUGUUUAAUGGAACUGUUUGAAAUGAUAAAAUUGAUAUGCAAUGUAGACAAGUCAAGGUGUGAGACCAUAAAGUUCAUGUAAGAAUAGAGAAUGAAAAUAAGAAAUUAAUUAUAUUUUCA